GACGGAGCGAGCAAGGCUUCCACUGGUCGACCAGGCAGCCGUUUCAAGGGGAAACAUUCCUUAGACAGCGAUGAGGAGGACGAUGAGGAGGAGCAGGACGCCCAGAAAUACGACAUCCUGGCAACCGAGGACAUCGAGGGUGAGGGGACUGGGGGAGGGGGGGGAGAGGGACACGGAGCGGGGAGGGAGGAGGUCGCUCUACUCCUCUGCCCUCUCCCCCUCCCUCCUGAUGUCAUUCGCUCUCUCUCGCUCUCUCCUCCCAUUCCCCUGUCUGGGGACCGGUUGUCCGGGGGACUGGCGGCGUAUCACGUGCGUCGGAUCUCCCCGUUUCAGGUGCGGGUCCAGCCGAGACCGGUGAGGGCGGAGGCAGACGAGGGCAACGCUGAGCCGCUGACUGACGUCAGGAGCCUGUUGGAGGGAAUUCUGGGAUAUCUGCAACCGGGCGAGACGGUGGCCAAAGCUCUCAGGAGACUGGGCAGCGCCAGAGUGGAGCGUCCGAAACGCAAGAGGCGGAGGGCAGGAGGAGGAGGAGGAGAGCAGCAGGAGGACAGCGAGAAGGAGAAGGAGGAGAGAGGGGAGGCGCAGAGCCUGGACUCCCUCACCAGUCUCGCCGACCAGAUGGUGGCCUGGGGGGAGUUUGAGAUCUACCAGGAGACGUACGAGAGGAUCCGGUAUCGCCUGCGCAAGGCGAGGGAGCGGCCAGCUCAGGCACCAGCGCACAGGGAGGCCCUCGACAUGUUCGCCGAGCAGAUCGACGAGAGUGAGCUCCUGGUGAAGGCAGAAUCACCUCCCGGCCAAGGUAUAUACCCCCCUCCUACCUCUCAGGGAGAUAUCU
Messenger RNA from Chiloscyllium plagiosum (whitespotted bambooshark), 835 nucleotides. NCBI's taxonomy places the organism in Eukaryota, Metazoa, Chordata, Chondrichthyes, Orectolobiformes, Hemiscylliidae. The record is from RefSeq and is a predicted model, not a curated record.